Castor canadensis (American beaver) is the source of this 4005-nucleotide messenger RNA. NCBI's taxonomy places the organism in Eukaryota, Metazoa, Chordata, Mammalia, Rodentia, Castoridae. The record is from RefSeq and is a predicted model, not a curated record.
GAAUAGACAAAAUACCUGUUUAAUCAAAUUUUUUUGGUGGGGAGUGGGACUGGGGUUUGAAUUCAGGACUUUGCACUUGCAAAGCAGAUGCUCUACAGCUUGAGCCACACCUCCAGUCCAUUUUGCUCUGGUUGUUUUGGAAAUGGAGUCUCACAAACUAUUUGUUUGAGGCCCAAGUGAGCCUCGAACUGCCUUCCUCUUGAUCUCAUCCUCCCAAGUAUCUAGGAUUAUAGGCGUGAGCCAUCAGUGCUUGGUUAAUCAGAAUCUUUUGAUGUGGUAAAGCAUUUUUCAUAAUUUCACAGUUUAUUUUUUCUAGACUGAAUUGUUUUCCUUAGUAUUCUAUUUCUUUGUAGCCUUGGCAUCUAGUACCAUGUCUGGUGUAGAUGAAAUAUUUUGUAAAUGGCUUGUAGUGAAGUAACUAGCAAAGAAUUUAACAAUAAUGAAGAAAAAACAAUGUAAUAUCUAAGUUGCAUAUUAGGUUGUGUUAAAGAAAAGCCUAUCUAUUGGGAAACUCCCCAAAAUUAGUUAUUUUCCUAAACAAAAAGCUACUACCUAACUUCUCUCCUUAUUGACUCUUGUACCAUAAGGUGAGUUAUUUUCUAGUAGCUUAAAAAUGAAAUCUGUAUCAGCCAUAUUGAAAAUACACUGUUCUGUGUUUUGAGACAGCUUUCUGAGUAUAGUUCAAACUGUAAAAUAUUUUAUAUUAUACUCAAUUACUUUUUUAUUUAUUUAUUUUUUUGGUGGUACUGGGGUUUAAAUUCAGGUGCUCUAUUGCUUGAGCCACUGUGCCAGCUCUCAAUUUUGGUGUUAACUUGAAUCUUAAUUCUUAUGUUUUCUUUCCCAUUUCAGGUAAGACCAUGAAUUAUGGCAUUUCAGGAAUGAAGUGAAUGUCAUAGAAACUAAAUGAUUUUUAAGUUAUGUCUAUUAAUUUGACUUUAGAUAUAUAUAUUUACCUCUUUAGUAGUGCAAGAAGUCUUUGUGGGAAGCAGAGAAGCAAUCAGCUGCAUUUAGUGUGCUCUCCUAAACAUUACUGGAGGAUAAGUCAUAUUGGUCUACAAAGAGGUUUUCAUACAAGCAAAAUAAGAUGUAAAUGGACAAAAAGUGAAGCAGAUUCUUACAGUAACCACUGGUCCUCUCCAAGCAACCAUGGUUUACAUAUUGGAGUUUUGAAACUUAGCACUUCUGCUCCCAAGGGACUUACAAAAGUGAGCAUUCGUAUGUCCCGAAUUAAAAGUACUUUGAACUCUGUUUCAAAGGCUUUUUUUGGCUAUCAAAAUGAAAUGAUUUCACGUUUAAGUCAAUUUAAGCCAAGUUCUCGAAUAUUAAGAAAAGUAUCAGAUAGUGGCUGGUUAAAACAGAAAAAUGUUAAACAUGCCAUCAAAUCUCUGAAAAACGGUGACCAAUCAGAAGAGAAGAAUCCUAUGGAAGAAAAAAUUGAUGUUAUAGAUAAAGAAGAUACAGGAAAACAAAGCCUUUUUCAUUACACAAGUAGUAUAACUACAAAAUUUGGAGAGUCGUUCAACUUUUUAUCAAAUCAUAUUAAUUCAUAUUUCAAACGUGAGGAAAAAAUGUCUCAAGCAAAGGAAAAUAAACAUUUUCCAGACAAAUCAGAACUUGGAGGUGAGAAGGCUGAAGAAGUGAAAUCCAGUUCUGUACUCCCUGGCAUCCUAACUGAUCAGCCGGGCUCAGAAUCUCCCAUGCACACUGUGGACAAGCCUGCCAGUCCAAGUGGGAUGCCUGAGGUUCUUCCAGUUUCCACUAAACAGAGCAUUGCUAGCUUUCUUUCUCGUCCCACUGAAGGCGUACAGGCUUUAGUAGGUGGCUAUAUUGGUGGGCUUGUGCCCAAAUUAAAGUACGAUUCAAAGAGCCAGGCAGAGGAACAGGAGGAGCCUGCUAAACCUGAGCAGGCUAUCAGCAGAGACAAAAUUGCAGAGGAGAAAAAGCACUUAUCUCUUCAGCGAGAAAAGAUCAUUGCCAGAGUAAGUAUUGAUAAUAGAACACGGGCCUUAGUUCAGGCAUUAAGAAGAACAACUGACCCAAAGCUCUGCAUCACUAGGGUUGAAGAAUUGACUUUUCAUCUGCUGGAAUUUCCUGAAGGAAAAGGAGUAGCUGUCAAGGAAAGAAUUAUUCCUUAUUUAUUACGACUGAGACAAGUUAAGGAUGAAACUCUUCAGGCUUCAGUUAGAGAAAUUUUGGCCUUAAUUGGUUAUGUGGAUCCAGUGAAAGGGAGAGGAAUCAGAAUUCUUACAAUUGAUGGUGGAGGAACAAGGGGUGUGGUUGCUCUUCAGACACUGCGAAAAUUAGUUGAACUUACUCAGAAACCUAUUCAUCAGCUCUUUGAUUACAUUUGUGGCGUAAGCACAGGUGCCAUCCUAGCUUUCAUGCUGGGAUUGUUUCAUAUGCCAUUGGAUGAAUGUGAGGAACUUUAUAGAAAACUAGGAUCAGAUGUAUUUUCACAAAAUGUCAUUGUUGGGACAGUCAAAAUGAGUUGGAGUCAUGCAUUUUAUGACAGUCAAAUGUGGGAAAAGAUUCUUAAGGAUAGAAUGGGAUCUACACUAAUGAUUGAGACAGCAAGAAAUCCUAAGUGUCCUAAGGUAGCUGCUGUAAGCACUAUAGUAAACAGAGGGAUAACACCAAAAGCUUUUGUGUUCAGAAACUAUGGUCAUUUUCCUGGAAUCAACUCUCAUUACUUAGGAGGCUGCCAGUACAAAAUGUGGCAGGCCAUCCGAGCCUCAUCUGCUGCUCCGGGCUAUUUUGCAGAAUAUGCAUUGGGAAAUGAUCUUCAUCAAGAUGGAGGUUUGCUUCUGAAUAACCCUUCAGCAUUGGCAAUGCAUGAGUGUAAGUGUCUUUGGCCAGAUGUCCCAUUGGAGUGCAUCGUGUCCCUGGGCACUGGACGUUAUGAGAGUGAUGUGAGAAACACAACAACAUACACAAGCUUGAAAACCAAACUUUCUAAUGUUAUCAACAGUGCCACAGAUACAGAAGAAGUCCACAUAAUGCUUGAUGGUCUGUUACCUCCUGACACAUAUUUUAGAUUCAAUCCUGUCAUGUGUGAAAACAUACCACUAGAUGAAAGUCGAAAUGAAAAGCUGGAUCAGUUGCAGUUGGAAGGGUUGAAGUACAUAGAAAGAAAUGCACAAAAGAUGAAAAAAGUUGCAAAAAUACUAAGUCAAGAAAAAACAACUCUGCAGAAAAUUAAUGAUUGGAUAAAGUUAAAAACCGACAUGUAUGAAGGCCUUCCAUUCUUUUCAAAAUUGUGAUGUGCUUAUGCAUAUGUUCUGUCAUAAGCAGAGGCCUAUUCUGAAGAUCCACUGAAUUCAGUAAGGAAUUGUGGGUUUCUACAUGAAUUGACCUUGAAAUACUUAUCAAUCCUGAGAAUCCUGAGAAAGACGGUGCUUACCAGGUUGCACAGCACAGAGGAUAUGCUUGGUUACAGAAUUCACAUGAAAAUUAGGUUUUUAAGAUGUUAAUAAUUAACUAAGCUUUAGAAAUUUUAUUAUUGUGCUAGUUGGUUUUAGUAGAUAUUGGUGUGAAAUUGUUCAGUAUUUGAAAAUCUAUUAAUAUAUGUGCCAAACAAGAAACUAAAAAAUACUAUACUUUGUAUUUUUCCUUUAUCAUCAUAAUCAUGUUGAAUUUAUGUGAUCACUGAUUUUAUUCCAUGUGAAAAAUCUAAUUUCUUUUUACAUUUACACCAAUGUUUUCACUAAAUGCAUCCUCAAUCUAAUACCUUUUACUGUAAUAUCUAAAUAGAUUCAGAAAAUGGAAUUUUCUCUAUUAAAAUACUUUUACAUUUGAAAUAUGAAAGAACCAGGUUCAGUUUUCUAUUUUAAAAAUUACUUUAAAAGAUAGGUGAAUUCCCAGUGAACCACCCUUCUUCCCUGAAAUUGCAAGAUAGAUGCUGUGUGUCAACUUUUCUAGAUCUAGCUGUAGCUUAUCAUUCUCAGUUACAAACUAAUCUGAGAAAAUAUUCCUAUUAUUAACAAAAAUAAACUAUUGAAAUAAAAA